Messenger RNA from Larimichthys crocea (large yellow croaker), 3621 nucleotides. It is a transcript of the gene ephb3a, whose product is annotated as eph receptor B3a. Gene Ontology annotation, molecular function: protein binding; ATP binding; transmembrane-ephrin receptor activity. Gene Ontology annotation, cellular component: plasma membrane; dendrite. The transcript is spliced from 15 exons. Gene Ontology annotation, biological process: protein phosphorylation; ephrin receptor signaling pathway; axon guidance. Lineage: Eukaryota; Metazoa; Chordata; Actinopteri; Sciaenidae. The record is from RefSeq and is a predicted model, not a curated record. Bases 563 to 3343 code for a protein of 926 amino acids.
ACCCUCCCUGAGCCCACAGCCCCCUCGGUGUCUCUGUCCCAGUGUUGCCAUUCCGACGCACAUCCCUCUCAGACGAGCAACAGCUACGCGGAGUUGGCCAAAGUGGACUACACAGAUUCCUCUGCGGGCAGACACGACUUCAUACCCGGGCUUUUCCAUCCUCUGCUCGGGGUUUGUGCAUCAGCAGAGAGAUGCGCCCCUGGACAGAGGUUCGCUCUCGGUAAAGUCAGAUAAAGAGAAUGAGACUGAGAAAGGGCGCAGUGUAAAGGAAAAAAAAAAAAACGCGCUCUUGUAGCAUCGCGCACAACAACUACGGGGGAAUAACGGGACCUGAUUGAAUGCAACAUAAAGACGCGCUCGGUUUUUUUUUAUUCCCUGGGAUGUUUUUUUUGGUAAAAUGGGGCGGUGAGAGCCCUCAUCACAAGUGAAGACAUGAGAAUUGGGAGAGGAACAAAAAGCUCGGCUGCGGUGCUCUGUGUUUGAGUCUCCAUCCAUCCAUCCAUCCAUCCAUCCGAAGGGGUCCAAUCUACACACCUUUCUUCAUGUUGCAAAAGCCUGUUUUAUGACAAUGGAUUACUUGCUGUGGGUGUGCAGCCUCAUUGUCCCCGUGGUGCUGGCUGUAGAAGAAACCCUUAUGGACAGUCGGUGGGCAACCACAGAGCUGGCUUGGACCACAUUCCCAGAGAGUGGGUGGGAGGAGGUUAGCGGCUAUGACGACUCCAUGAGCCCAAUCAGAACCUACCAGGUGUGUAAUGUUCGACAGCCCAACCAGAACAACUGGCUCAGGACGGACUUUAUCCCCCGCAAGGGCGUGCUGCGCGUCUAUGUGGAGCUGAAGUUUUCUGUCCGUGACUGUGCCAGCAUCCCCAACAUCCCCGGCUCCUGCAAAGAGACCUUUAAUCUGUUUUACUAUGAGUCAGAGGGGGACACAGCUACAGACACCAGCCCUCUGUGGAGAGAGAACCCAUAUGUGAAGGUGGAUACUAUCGCCCCGGAUGAGAGUUUCUCUCUGCUGGAAGCGGGCAGGAUCAACACCAAAGUGCGCAGCUUUGGCCCCCUCUCCAAGGCAGGUUUCUAUCUGGCGUUCCAGGAUCUGGGCGCCUGCAUGUCACUCAUCUCAGUCAGGGUUUUCUUCAAGAAGUGCUCCACCACUAUCGCCAAUUUCGCUGUCUUCCCGGAGACUGCUACAGGGGCGGAAGCCACCUCUUUAGUGAUCGCUCCAGGAGCCUGUGUGACCAAUGCUAUGGAGGUGUCCGUCCCUCUGAAGCUUUACUGCAACGGGGAUGGCGAGUGGAUGGUUCCUGUGGGUUCGUGCACCUGCGUCGCCGGCUUUGAACCUUCUGGAGACAGCACACAGUGCCAGGCUUGCAUCCCUGGGACCUUUAAAUCCAAAUUUGGGGAGGGAACCUGCGCUGCUUGCCCGUCCAACAGUCGCACCAGUGCACGAGGAGCCAAUAUUUGUCCCUGCCAGAAUGGUUUCUACCGUGCUGACAGCGACCCCCCUGACUCCGGCUGUACCACGAUCCCCUCAGCGCCUCGCAACGUUAUAUCCAGCGUGAACGAGACCUCGCUGUCCUUGGAGUGGGAGGAGCCUGAGGACACAGGCGGGAGGAGCGAUCUGGUCUAUAAUGUGGUGUGUAAGAAAUGUCUGAGAGACCGGAGCCCGUGCACACGCUGUGACGACAACGUGGACAUCGCUCCCCGCAGGCUGGGGCUGAGGCAGAGGAAGGUCGUGGUGAGGAAUCUGCAGGCUCACACCCGCUACAGUUUCGAGGUGCAAGCUGUCAACGGGGUUUCUGGGAAAAACCCCACCUCACCCAGAUACUCCACUGUCAACAUCACCACCAACCAAGCCGCACCUUCAGCAGUGCCCACCGUCCAUCUGAUGCGCUCCACCUCAGACACUCUCAGCCUGUCCUGGCUGCCCCCUGAGAAGCCCAACGGAGUCAUCCUCGACUAUGAGAUUAAAUACCAUGAGAGGGGCCAGGCGAUGUCCCACACAGUAACAUCCCAGCACAGCUCAGCCAAGGUGGAGGGACUGAGGGCUGCAACCUCCUACGUGGUGCAGGUCAGAGCUCGCACUGUUGCUGGGUAUGGACGCUACAGCAACCCCAUGGACUUCAGCACCAGUCUUCACAGUGACCCCCAGAAGUCGGUGCAGGACCAGCUGCCUCUCAUCAUAGGCUCGGCCUCCGCGGGUCUGGUGGUCAUAGUUGCCUUGGUGGUUAUCGCAGUUGUCUGCCUUAAGAAGCAGCGCAGCGGCUCGGAGCUGGAGUACACUGAGAAACUGCAGCAAUACAUUUCUCCAGGAGUCAAAGUGUACAUCGACCCGUUCACCUACGAGGACCCUAACGACGCCGUCCACGAGUUUGCCAAAGAGAUAGACAUCUCCUGCGUGAAAAUAGAAGAAGUCAUCGGUGCAGGGGAAUUUGGCGAGGUGUGCCGCGGGCGUCUCAAGCAGGCCGGACGCAGGGAGAUGGUCGUGGCAAUUAAGACGCUGAAAGCUGGCUACACCGAGCGGCAGAGGCGGGACUUCCUAGCCGAGGCGUCAAUCAUGGGCCAGUUUGACCACCCCAACGUGAUCCGGCUGGAGGGUGUCCUGACGCGGAGCUGCCCCGUCCUCAUCAUCACCGAAUUCAUGGAGAACGGUGCGCUCGAUUCCUUCCUCAGGCUGAACGACGGGCGCUUCACGAUGACGCAGCUGGUCGGGAUGUUGCGUGGCAUCGCUGCAGGGAUGAAGUACCUAUCUGACAUGAACUACGUCCACCGAGACCUGGCUGCCCGGAAUAUCCUGGUCAACAGCAACUUGGUCUGCAAGGUCUCUGACUUUGGCCUGUCACGCUUUCUGGAUGACACAUCCGCUGACCCCACUUACACAAGCUCCCUGGGAGGAAAGAUUCCCAUCCGGUGGACGUCACCAGAGGCCAUCGCCUUCAGAAAGUUUACCUCUGCAAGUGAUGUCUGGAGUUACGGUAUCGUCAUGUGGGAGGUGGUGUCCUACGGAGAGAGGCCAUACUGGGACAUGAGCAACCAGGAUGUGAUGACGGCAGUAGAACAGGACUACAGGCUGCCCCCGCCUAUGGACUGUCCCAUGGUGCUGCACCAGCUGAUGCUCGAGUGCUGGAUGAAGGAGAGAAACCUGAGGCCCAAGUUCUCACGCAUCGUCAGCACCCUGGACAAGUUGCUCCGCAACGCCGCCAGCCUCAAGGUGGUGACCAGCACCUACUCAGGGGACCUGCUGCGGCUCGGAGGGACGCUGCCGGGACACAACAGGAAGAGUCCGGACAGCAGUCAGGAAAUCGUUCGGCAACAGAUGAGCCAAACUCUCCCCAUCAGAGUGUGAGCUGCUGCAAAGUGGAGGAUACAGAAUGAAUAAAAAAACUACCUAAAAACUCUGACCCGAAGAGAGCCUGAUGUAAAAUAAGAAAAAGAAGAAAACAAAAGAAGGAUGCUCCGGCUACGUAAGGAAAAGGGGACCGUUUUGGAGAUUUCUUUCCGCCUGGAGAUUUAAUGUCCGUUUAAAGAGAACUUUCCAUUGCAGUGUGUGUGUUCAUUACUUGACACUUGUGGAUUUGUGACAUAAAGCCAAACUUCCUAUUGUCCCCCAUCUCAGGUUGUGUU